Messenger RNA from Monoraphidium neglectum, 693 nucleotides. RefSeq lists its product as hypothetical. The transcript is spliced from 3 exons. The record is from RefSeq and is a predicted model, not a curated record. Bases 1 to 693 code for a protein of 230 amino acids. Lineage: Eukaryota; Viridiplantae; Chlorophyta; Chlorophyceae; Sphaeropleales; Selenastraceae.
AUGGCCGGCGGCAUCCUCAGCCUGCCGGGCGCCGUGCUGCGCGUGGCAGGCCGCGUCGCCAGCCUGCCCGUCAAGCUGAUGGGCCUCGGGCUCAGCCGCCGCACCUGGACGCUGUUUUACACGGGAUACAUAGCCGCGCUGGUCGCCAAGCGGCUCGCGCGCGCGUGGCGGCGGCGGCGCGACGCAUAUGACGGCCUGGAUGGGCUGGUCUCCUUCUCCUCACGCCUCAUAGCCGCCGCCCGCGCCGCCGAGUCAGAGCGGGAGGACCGCUUCGUAUACGAUCCCCUCGCCUCCGUCCUCGCCGGCCGCAAGGCCCUGCAGCGCCACGGCCUCCGGCCCCGCAACGUGCUGCUUCUCGCCCGCUCAGCGCCGACCGCCGCCGCGGCGCCGGCCGGCUGGUCGCGCCUCGGCUCGGGCGAGCUCACGCGGGCGGCCGCGGCCGCAGCCGCCGCGUUCGCGCCGCCGGCGCGGCCGGUGCCGCGGCUCGCGAUGCAGACGCGGUUUUUCGACGAUGCGGUGCUGGCUGCGACGUGGGGGGCCGGCCGGGCUGCGCCGGACGCGCUGGGCGCGACGAGUGGGACGGUGGAGGCUCUGGCUGACGCGGGGCACGGGCCGUGCCAGCAGGUCGUCAUGCUCGGCGCAGGUGUCUCCAACGCGAUUUUUUCCAAGAUCGAGGCGAUUUUAGGGGGUUGA